UUAUACCAUAAAUGUGUCAUUUUUUCGCAGCUGAAUACCGAUACAUAACAAAUAGGGAUAACAAUAUGUUACCGAAGAUAAGUGAUUCAAAGUGAUUGACACUUUCGCAGAAGCAGCUUGCUUUCCUCGGGACAGAUCGGAUAUUGACGUCACGUUUUCAGUUUUUAGGUGGUGUAGAGACAGUGCAGACCAAGAACGGAGGUUGAUCGAGGAGGGGCAGGUGCUUACAGACCGGCUCGGCUAUUUAGUUAGCGAAGAUUAGCUGUUACUCGUUUAUGAAACUAGUACAUAUUACAUAAAGUUAGGUAGCGGCCCUGGAUAUACACAUCGUUUACGCGUACAAACAAGAUCGGGGUGUGGAGUAAUGAGGCGGGAGGAUUGAAGGUGUCCCAUUGAGUCUUUGGGUGACCAGACCAGACAAGAUGCUGGAGGAAGAGGCCGACUCUGUGGGGGCAGAUGAAGAAGAGACCGAAAUGGGGAGUAGGGAUCUGAGGGCAGAAGUGGAGCGUCUGACACUGGAGCUCCAAGAAGCCAACGAAGAGAAGUUGCAGGCUGCUCGGUAUGGCCUAGUGGUGCUGGAGGAGAGCUCCUUGCUCAAGAGCAAACACACCCAGCUGGAAGAGGAAUAUGAGGCCCUCAAACAGGAGCUGCAGCAGAUCAAAGAGUUGCUGACAGACUCUAUGAGCAGCCAGAAGCGUGCAGUAGUUGCUGGAGAGACCCGGGAGGAGAGUCUGCUACAGGAAACGGCUAACAAAGAGGCUGCCAUGGCGACGCGCAUAGAGGAGCAUCAGGCAGAGUUGAAGCUGGCGCGUGUCGCUCUAGGAAACGCCCAUGCUGAGAUCGAUCGCCUCGGAGGCCUCUCCACUCAACUGAAGAAGGAGUUUGAGGGUGUGGAGGCGGAGAAGGGCCACAUGAGGGAUGAUAUGAAGGAGUACAAGGUCCGGGAGGCUCGUCAGUUGCAGGACAACAGCGAGCUGGAGGAGGAGAACAUCUCCUUGCAGAAGCAGGUGUCUGUGCUGAAGGAAAAUCAGGUGGAGUUUGAGGCGGUGAAGCUGGAGCUGACCCAGAAGGAUGAGGAGCAGGAGGAUCUGCGGGCCCAGCUGGACGAGGCGGCGCGGCUCCGGCAGAUCGCCGAGCGGCAGCUGGACGAAGCCCUGGAGGCUCUGAAGGAGGAGAGGGAGCAGAAGAACAGCCUGAGGAGGGAGCUCUCCUCCCUGGCCAUCAACCCCUUCGACUCGGUGGGCAACCUGGAGCUGCAGCUGGAGCAGCUGGACCGGGGAGGAGACGGGGAGGGAGACGACAGCGGCUACAACAACGGCCUCGUCUCUGGGACCGCCCCGCUGCCUCUCGUUCCUCCCCUGGGGGGCUCGAAAACCAAUGGCCGUGCCCAUCUGUUCUCCACCCCGAGGAACAGUGACGUGUUUCUGCGGCCCCCGGCCCCAGGCCUGGUGUCUGACCUGCUGAGUGAGCUUCACCUCUCAGACAGCCAGAAACUCAAACAGCAACUUCUGCAGGCGGAGAGGGACAAGGCCGGCCUGACCAGCACAGUCCAGGAACUCCAGCAGCAGCUCAUCAUCUCCAAGGAGGCCCUGAGUGAGCAGGAGGUGAAGGUGGGCUGUCUGACCCAGAAGCUGGAGUCCGCCCAGCAGCACAGCCCGCCCCUGCAGAAGGCAGGGGAGCGGCCCGACGGCCUGGGGGACGGCGAGCAGGGGGACGGGGCGGACUACUACGAGCUGGACACCAAGAGCACGGAGGUGCUGGAGUGCCGCAUGCGCGCGGCCAGCGAGGAGCUGCUGAAGCUGAGGGAGGAGCUGUCCCAGGCGGGGGUCCGCUACGCCUCCCUGGAGCAGCGCUGCAGGCAGGAGAAGGAGCGCUGGAGGGGCGAGGCCCAGGAGCUGGCCGAGAAGAUCCGCCAGUGCAUCAAGUCCAGCCGGCAGGACCAGGAGCGCAUCAGCGAGCUGGAGAAGGAGAUCGGAGCCACGCGGAAGGUGGCCACGGACUCGGAGGGCCACCUGAGCGUGGCGCAGGAGGAGCUGCUGGCCUUCUCGGAGGAGCUGGCCAACCUCUACCACCACAUCUGCGUCUGCAACAACCUGACGCCCAAACGGGUCACCUUGGACUACUACCGCGAGGGCGCCCGGGGCGGAGGGAGGUCCCACCACCACCACGUCCACCCCCACCACCACUCGCAGAGGAAGCGGCGCUCCAACGACCUGUUUGGGAAGGCGGUGCAGCAGGGGGCGGAGGGGGACAGCGCGGGCGUGUCGGGCAGCGGGGACUCCUCCUCGGCAGCCGUCCCCGCCUGCCCCGGCUCCCCCACCCUGGACUUCAGGGACCCCUCCAACGUGCGCAACCUGGUGGUGGUCAUCCGUUGCCAGAUCAAACACCUCCAGGUGGCGGUGGAUCUGUGCCGCCAGAGGGGCACGCUGCCCGCUCCGUCAGCGGCCUGCGGCAGCGACUCGGACAGGGACGCCGAUGCCCUCCUGGAGGAGGUGCUGAAGCUCAAGUCUCUGCUCAGCACCAAGAGGGAGCAGAUCGCUACCCUCAGGACUGUCCUCAAAGCCAACAAACAGACGGCAGAGUUGGCUCUGUCCAACCUGAAGACCAAGUAUGAGACUGAGAAGAGCAUGGUGUCUGAGACCAUGGUGAAGCUGAGGAACGAGCUCAAGGCCCUGAAGGAGGACGCGGCCACCUUCUCCUCUCUACGCGUCAUGUUCGCCAGCAGGUGUGAUCAGUAUGUCACCCAGCUGGAUGAGAUGCAGAGGCAGCUGGCAGCAGCCGAGGACGAGAAGAAGACCCUGAACUCCCUGCUGCGCAUGGCCAUCCAGCAGAAGCUGGCCCUGACCCAGCGCCUGGAGGACCUGGAGGCCCCCCUGUGCCCCCGGAGCCUCAACAACAGCCCCCGCCGCUCCAGGGCCAAGGAGCUGGGCACCAAGUCCGGCAGGGCCCCCCGGAGCCCCCGGGGCAGCCCCAACCGCCACCUGAGGAACAGCCCCCGCUCCAGCCCGGUCCCCACCGUGGCCAGCCACCACCUCCGGGCCCUGACCCGCAGCCUCCACAGCAGCCCCAGAUGAGAAGCAUCCUCCAUCACCCCAACCCCUCUCUCCCCCGUAAGGACCAGUGUUUGUCGACCCGCCCUCUCCUGACCCCAAGAUCUCCUGUCCACCUCUGACCUGACGCCACAUUCCCACAUCAUCAGACCGAUGGACUAACAGAGCCCCCCCCCCCCCCCAUCUCUGCCCUCUCCAUGUGGAGGGAGGUGCCUGCCCUGCAUGCAGCCUGGAGAGGAGCGCUGAAGGAGCAGUGGCUGGCACCCUGCCUCUCCCGAGCUUGUGUGUCUAUCCUGGAGAGCUUCAGUUCCAUCUUGUAGUCUGAUAGUCCAUCCCAGGAUUUGUGGGUGUGUGCUCUCAUGAGAGGAGAGUAUUUUUACAAAGUGUUUUUAUGUGAAGUAUUCACCAUUUCUUUGGGCUACCAGACUGAUACGCCAUUGUGUUUGUCUAAUAACAACCCUGUCAUGUGUUCCACAAUGUGUUUGCAUGCUGGUUGUUUUAUGCAAGCGUCUGUUUCUGUGUGGACGCUAGUCUACAUCAUUUGACACUAGUAACUGCCUUUAGCCUGGCGCCAUCAUGACAAGGCCUCCUUGGGCCUCUUAGCCCCUGCAACCCCUUAGCUCCAUGCUGCUCCCAUGACAACUAGCCAGGUCAAAUGGGCUUUUUACAAACACAACAGCCUUCUUGAGCGACUUGAUGUAAAUCAAUUCUGUUAUCUUGAGGCGUAUUACUUUCGCUCUUAGCAUUUUCUACUGGAAGUACUGUUAGAUCCCUUAACCCUGUGAUACCUCAGACUGUUGAGCUGCAACCUAGCCACACAGUCAGUGGUCACAUCACUGAUGGAAGAGACACAGCCAUAUCUUUACCACCUCAGGCUAGUUACCAAUGGAUUCAUGAAGUACAAACUUUAUUUGAAGGGCAUGUUGAAACUUCCAAGCUAUGCAGGUAGUCGAGGGCGGUACCGAGCUGCGGUAGACUAGAGCCCAGGCUGUUCUUGACCUCCACACUUUCUGUCAACAGAGUUGCUUCAGGUUAAGGGACAUGGAGUUGGUCCUGAGUGUCUGACUUGACACAAUUAAACUGACAGUUCUUAGUUAAGGAUUGAUCUAGUCAGAUGCUCUGAAACUCCUAGGGCAGUACAAGAUGCCUCAAACCCACUGGUCUAGGAACAGGUGCCGUUGGACCCUGUGUGGUUUUGGUUGAGAUGUAAAAUAAUCUGGUUCUAGGUUUGUGGUUUGGAAAAGUGUCUGACCUUGAGCUUGCUGAUGCUACAAUGCCGGCUUCACGCUGUACAGGGUCAAUGGGAGGUCAUAAUCACUCAAGCCUUUGAGCCCAUCAAGGUAUCUACAGUAGUACAUGUUUUGGACAUCUAAAGUAACAGUGAUUCUUGUUUUGUUUUUUUAUAACUGAAGAAAAAUAAUUCAUUAACUUAUACUAAUAAUUUGGUUUAAAUGAUAUGGGUCAGGAAAGGAGAGUGCUUUCCUAAAUUAUGUGAUUCCUGUGAUAAAUUCCAGUGCCUUGGUUUUCCUCUGGUCACUCUGUUUCAGACAAGAUCACUUAAAAAAAAGUUUCAGCACUGUAGAAGUUACAAUGUGUUAGUGUAUUUGAAAAGAUUAUGGAGGUGUUGUCUGUGCUUGCUGUUGAGACUAAUUUAGCACUGAUUAGUUUAAGUUGUAUAUUUAAUUUUCUUCACAUUUAAUGUGUUUGUAUGAUAUGUGAUAAUCAUAUCAAACUCAAUUUUUGACAAGUAUAUUUAUGUGGUCUGCCUUUUUUGUCCAAUGUUGUAGAAGGUAUGUCACCAUACAUAAUACUCCAAUUGAAAUGGUCCUCCAUUUUUUUGUUUAUGUACCUUCCAUUGAUUGACCUGUGAACUACUGAUGUCAUGAAGAAUAAAGCCACACCCUGUGCAAAUUUA
This is a messenger RNA of Osmerus eperlanus (European smelt), 4965 nucleotides long. RefSeq lists its product as uncharacterized. The record is from RefSeq and is a predicted model, not a curated record. Bases 423 to 3074 code for a protein of 883 amino acids. The transcript has 10 exons. Lineage: Eukaryota; Metazoa; Chordata; Actinopteri; Osmeriformes; Osmeridae. Gene Ontology annotation, molecular function: cytoskeletal adaptor activity; dynein complex binding.